UUGAGUGGCUAUGCAGGGGCUGUGACGUUGCACAAAGCCUCUCUCUCACUCCUUUCUUGCUGCAUCACAACCGCCGCUAGUAGCUCCCUGGCUAUUUGCACUGACCGGGGGACAGGAUAAUCGCAUAGCUAAUUAGCAUAAUACUAACUCUAACGAUAACACUAGCUAACAUCACCACAACAGGAGUAAUCUACGGAAACGGUUUACAUUGAGCUAUCCCCUUGGAACCGCUGGGUCAUGGCCAGACAAGAUCAGGUCCUGCUCUUGGAGCCACAGCACGAACUGAAAUUCCGAGGUCCCUUCUCGGAUGUGGUCAACACCACCCUAAAGCUCGCCAACCCUACAGACAGGAAUGUGUGCUUCAAAGUCAAGACGACGGCCCCACGCCGUUACUGCGUCCGGCCGAACAGCGGCGUCCUCGACGCCGGCACCUCAAUCAACGUCUCAGUGAUGCUGCAGCCUUUCGACUACGACCCCAACGAGAAAAGCAAACACAAGUUCAUGGUGCAGUCCAUGCUGGCCCCACCUGAAAUGACAGACAUGGAGGGAGUGUGGAAGGAGGCAAAGCCAGAAGAGCUGAUGGACUCCAAACUGAGGUGUGUCUUUGAGCUGCCGGCGGAGAAUGAGAAAACGCACCAAGACCCGGAUGCCAACAAGAUGAUGUCGUCCAACCUGCUCAAGUCAGAGUCCUCCACACUGUCUAUGAAAUCCAUGAGCUCCACCCUGGACGACGGCGAGGUCAAGAAGGUCAUGGAGGAGUGUAAGAGGUUGCAGACGGAGGCACAGCGGCUACGGGAAGAGAACAAGCAGAUCAGGGAAGACGAUGGCCUGCGGAUGAGGAAGAGCAAUGUGUUGUCCUCCUCCCAGCACUCCUCCCACUCCAUGGUGAAGGAGGAGGGGCUGAGCCUGCGCACAGUGGCCCUCAUCGUGCUCUUCUUCGUGGUCGGAGUCAUCAUCGGCAAGUUGGUCUUGUAAGAGCAAGCGGCAAGCGAGAGACGGCCAACCGCAUGCUUUCGGGGGAUUGAAACAAACGGAUUUGGGAUUUUUUUUUAUUCAGAAAUGCCAUAUCAAUGGGGUAGUUUUGAAUCGUUCAUUUAUGUACAAAUAAAAAAAGAUACAAAUCAAAAGUCCAUGUUAUGAACAAACCAACGAGAGAAAAAACAACAACAACUUGUUACAAGAUCUCUUUAAUCAUAACAUAAUCAUUCUGGCCUACGCCACAGAUACAGUAGGAGGGAGUAAAAUGCAGAUCAUUGAUAGUCACUGAAGUGAAAGUGAAACACCGUG
This is a messenger RNA of Oncorhynchus nerka (sockeye salmon), 1287 nucleotides long. Its product is annotated as vesicle-associated membrane protein-associated protein B-like. Gene Ontology annotation, biological process: endoplasmic reticulum membrane organization. The record is from RefSeq and is a predicted model, not a curated record. The transcript has 6 exons. Gene Ontology annotation, cellular component: endoplasmic reticulum membrane; plasma membrane. Bases 238 to 975 code for a protein of 245 amino acids. NCBI's taxonomy places the organism in Eukaryota, Metazoa, Chordata, Actinopteri, Salmoniformes, Salmonidae. Gene Ontology annotation, molecular function: FFAT motif binding.